UCUAUUUCCUGUUCUCAGGCUGCCUGAUUGGCUUAAUGAUGACAAACACAAACCGGAAUCAGAUGACGGAGAGGAUCCUGGAUCUGACCCUGGAGGUCAACUACCUGCUGACUGGAGAGGUGAGGGAUUCUGGGAACAUCACAGCAACUACACACUUUUAUCCUGUGCGUUUGCAUGGAUUUGAGACUUACCGUAUAUACUAGAGUAUAAGCCGACCCGAAUAUAAGCCGAGGCCCCUAAUUUUAUCCCAAAAAAGUGGGAAAACGUAUUGACUCGAGUAUAAGACUAGGGUGGGAAAUGCAGCAGCUACUGGUAAAUUUCUAAAUAAAAUUAGAUACUAAAAAAAUUAUAUUAAUUGAAUAUUUAUUUGCAGUGUGUGUAUGAGUGUAGUGUGUGUGUGUAUGGGUGCAGUGUGUGUGUAUGUGAUGCAGUGUGUCAUUUAUUAUUAUUUUAAUUUUUUUUGUUAUUUUUUUUUAUUUUUUUUAUUAUUUAUAUUUAUAUAUUAUUAAUUUAUUUAUUUUUCGUCCCUCCCUCCCUGCUUGAUACAUGGCAGGGAGGGGGGCUCUCCUUCCCUGGUGGUCCAGUGGCAUUGGCAGUUCAGUGGGGGGAAGAGAGGGGCUGGCAGCGAGUGCUUACUGCUCCUGUCAGCUCUCUCCUCCUCCGCGCCGGUCCGUGCAGCUCUUCUGUCAGCUCACACUGUAAGUCUCGCGAGAGCCGCACUAUGACCCCGUGGCUCUCGCGAGACUUACACUGGGAGCUGACCGGACCGGCGUGGAGGAGGAGAGAGCUGCAGGAGAGGUAAGCGCUCGCUGCCAGCCCCCAGUCUGUAUUAUGGCAAUGUAAAUUGCCAUAAUCCAGACAGUGACUCGAGUAUAAGCCGAGUUGGGGUUUUUCAGCACAAAAAAAUGUGCUGAAAAACUCGGCUUAUACUCAAGUAUAUACGGUAUUAUGAGAGAGAUUUGUAAAGUAGGUACUGGGUAGAUAUUUAAUAAACAUGUGAUUAAUAAAUCUAUUAUAGUAGCCAGGUAGACCAUGUGUGAAUGUAGAAAUAAAACAUAUAAGAUUGUGGGUCAUUAGCAGUGCUGGGUUGCCCUACUGAGAUUUUUUAAAGUUUGGUCAUGGUAUAAAUGGGGGGAUUAUGAUGAUUAUAAGACAUGAUUAUAAACAGGUUGCCUAGCAUAGCAUUUCUCAACCCUGUGCACUAUACAGGACUUUAUGAUGGAGAAGGCCAACAUCGCACACACAGACAGGGGUAGCAGUGACAGAGGUGGGUGAUAGAAGCACAUACAGGCAGGAUUAAGAGGAUUCCCUUCCAGGAAAAAAUGAAACAACUUUAUAAAUAACUCCAAGGUAACAAAGUGACGUUCUGUGUAACGAGUGAAGUAUAGGCUUAUAGGAGAGAUAUUUUAAUACAUGUUUCUUUAUGUGUAGGAUUACAUUGUUAUGAAGAAAUCUGACGAUCCUACAAUACAGAGAAGCAGUCCCUGUGUGUUAAGAGGAUCCUGCAAGACCCAGAUCUCCAGCAUGGUGUGUCCACCUCGCUCACUGAUACAUGAGGGAAACAAUGAGCAGAACAUCCUGGAACUGACCAAUCAGAUCAUCCACCUGCUGACUGGAGAGGUGAGGCUGCUGGGAAUGGGACAUCAUAGAGUAAAACCAAGGGAUGUGUGUGGAUGGUGACUGGAUAAAGAUGUUGGGAUCUCAAUGUCUGUUAUUUCUUGUAGGUUUGGAAGCAUUUAAAAGGGCAAAAUGAAACUUACAAGGAAGUGAUGGAGAGUCACCAAUCCCUCAUCUCCUUGGGUGAGACAAAGUUUAAUAAACAUUGUGUUUGGUUAUAGAGCAGAUAUUAUUAACUUAUAUCAUCAAACACCCGGUACACAGUGUGAUAUCUGUACAGUUAUUACAGUUAUUUUGUAAGCUGCAGGAACAAAAUUAUUUGGUUUAUUAUCUUUUAUAUGGAUCACAGAGAUGAUGUUAUACAAGCCGCAUGUGGUGGCCACUGAAUGUUUGCAAUUCCUCCCCUCCAGUUAGGAUGUUCUCUGAAGUCACUGGGAAUUCUCAUGGAUUUAGCUACUAAUUCAGUCAUAGGGUAUUCUUCCUGGACAGUGCUGCAUGUUUCAGGAAAGUUGAGGCCUACUGGACUAGAAGCCAUCCUGGUUUAUCCAGCCUCUACAAGUUCUUCUGCAUUCUAGGUAGAAAUUCACUUUGUAAAUCAAUGAAGACUUGCCACGGCAAUAGAUAAGUAGUACAAUAAUAUUAAUGGAUUGCUUGUGGAUAAGAAAUAGAGAUCUUUUCAAAUUGAACCAUUCUAAUCUGAGAUUAUGACUUUAGAAUUCUCUGAUAAUAAUGCUCCUUCUGAUCAUCUGCCCGGUGGCAUUUACAUAAGUACAUGAAAAAAGUGACUAAGGCCCAUCAAGUUCAACCCUGAAGCUUUUAUGCUGUUGAUCCGAAUUAAGGCAAAAAAAACAAAACAAGUGUAGCUUUUUCCAAUUAUGCCACAAAGAGGGGAAAAAAAUCCUUCCUGAAUCCUGACUGUAAUGGCAAUCAGAAUUCUACUUGAAUCAACAACCUGUUUACAUAUAUGUCAGUUAUAUCCUUGAAUAUUCUGUUUAUGCAAAAGCAGCAUUCAAGACAACUUUAGAAUCUAAUAACACAACCUCUUAUAACUAAUGUUUUCCAUCCCCCUUACUAGUUUUUUAUGUACAAAAGCACCUUAGUAGCUUAUGCAAUGGCAGACAUGCAUUCCUAGUUUGUGAUCUGUAAUGGUUCUUAAGUCCUUUUCAUUUAUGUUAUCCCUAACUCAACACCAUUUAAUGUAUAAGUGGCAUUGGGGGUUCCGUAUUCCAAAAUGCAUUAAUAUAAUGGGUUUCUCCAACACUUUUUUUCUUUGAAUAAUGUACUAUUGACAUUAUUCUUUAACCCCCUUCCCUAUACUCAAUAAAACAUUUUAAGGGUGAGUGGCCUGAUGCUUGAAUCGCAGGGACGCUUCUCUUUAGCGCUUCCGAGGUACAAGCUGCAAGGGGCGCAAAUAAUUGAUAAACAGAGCAACCUACCGACGCUGCUUCAGCCCACCGCUGCAAACAUGUCCCAGAGACAGAAAGCAAAGCAGACAAAGGCGAAUAAAGCGACCUUCUUUCUGGCAAAAACUGCAACACAGAAGAGCAGAUAAGGCCCUGGCGCAUCCCAAGAUGGGGGCGAGGGCUAUAUCUCGCAGACAGCCUCUCUUGAACUGUUUCAAGAGGACAACCCGGUGACAGAAUCCCAAAUGCAGGGCAUUAUAGCAGAAUUUUUGACUACAAUGCAGGCAAAAUAUCACAGCCAAACUACGAACAUUAUCUGCAUACCUCCGCAAGGAGAUACAGGAAAAAAGCCAGAGAACCUCCCACAUGGAGAACAAGCUGGGGGAAUUUGCAGGGGCUCAUAACCGCUUGGCUGACAAGCUAAAGGAGAUAGAGGAAAUAAUAACAACACAAACUCUGAAAAUCACAGACAUGGAAGACCAGUCUUGCUCUUGGCGCUCAUCCAGUUAAGUCCUGUGUUAAAUAUAGCGUAAAGGGGUACCCAAUAGGCAAAGCCCAAAACAAUAAAGCGCUGUUAAAAUUAACUGUGCUAGGCUUUCCAACAGUAAAUAGCUCGGUAUGAGUAGGACAGUUAGCUUAAAGAUCUCGAGAGUCACUUAGCCCACGUCAGCUGCUGGUAUGCCACUGUCCCCCAAAGUGGCUCUGUGCAUUGGCCAUCCGCUCCCGCCAUGCUGCUCAGGGUCUCAGGACUCUUCUGCCUGCAGUCGUCUACGUCACUGAGUGGUGAGUACCUGGAGUCGGUAGCCUUGCUUGAGGUUACGACCCCCUGUGUCCUCAGGGCCAAGGGCUGAGCUUGUCUUGGGUCGACGUCUGUGCCAUUGCGGUGCUGUUUCCCACCUCUCCACUCGGCCGGCUUCGGUCUGCCUCUGCUCUCUGCCGGUCUCCGUUGGCAUGACCCCCUGAAAGCCCCUCGCUGGUGCUGGUUACGUGCUGGUGUGCGGUUAAGGGGGGGGGGUGCUUGGUCAUACUUGUCGGGACCCGAGGUAUGUCAUUGGGUUGGGUCAUUGACACUGGCGGUAGAGGUUGCAUGCGGGCCUCCCAUUGCACCCAGAAGGCGGGGAAGAUUUUGUUCAGCCGACUUUCCGUUUCGAGCCAUGCACCUAGUGGGUCGGAGGUGAUGAAGGCCAUUUUGGGAGUUUCUCCGGUUGUAUGUUCAGGGCCUCGAGCAGAGUCAGAGGUCUCCCUGUUGUGCUUGGGGAACGUGUGGAGAUGGACAUGGAUAUCCCCCCGCCGGCCCAGAGGGGGGUUGCGCGCAGGCCCAAGGUUAUAGUUACUGCUUGUCUCGGCGGUAGGAUAGCGGCCGCCUCUCCCGCGCCUAUCACGCUUGUAGGCCUCAUGCACAUGUCGGGUGCGCAUCAAUUGAAGCGACUCAUUUAAGGUAUCAUUUUGUUCCCUUCGAUGUCGUCAAUUGCUUCGUGACCUAGUUUCAUUUUAUUGCCGUUUUGUGGGCGAAAUGUUGCUUUAUUUCCCUUGUUUGGCAGGAGCUGGGGAGGCCAACGUCCUGCUCUGGGGUUAGGCCACGCCCCCUCCUGUUAUCAAUUUUCUAGCUCGUCUCUGCACUUUUUCUAGUGCCGUGAUAUCCUUCUUUAGAACAUGUGCCCAAAAUUGCACAGCAUAUUCAAGAUGUGGUCUUACCAGCUGUUUAUAAAGAGGCAAAAUUAUAUUUUCAUCCCGAGAAUUUAUGCCCCUAUUUAUACUUGACAAAUUCAUACUGGCCUUGGCAACUGCAGAUUGACAUUGCAUAUUGCUGCCUAAUUUGUUGUCUAUAACAAUUCCCAAAUCCUUCUCGUGUGUGGUUAUCCCCAGUUCACUACCAUUUAUAGUGUAAGUUGCAUGUGCAUUCUUAACCUCGAAGUGCAUAACUUUGCAUUUCUCUACGUUAAAUUUAAUCUGUCAUUUUAGUGCCCAGUCCCCCAAUCUAUCCAAAUCCCUCUGCAGCAAAGUAAUAUCCUUCUCACAUUUUAUUACUUUACAAAGUUUUGUCAUCUGCAAACACUGAUACAUAGCUUUCAAUGCCUAUUUCAAGAUCAUUUAUAACUAUGUUAAAUAGAAGCAGUCCCAAAACAGAACCCUGAAGGACAACACUUACCACUUUUGUCCAGCCUGAAAAUUUACCAUAAAUGACAACUCGUUGAACUCUAUCCUUAAGCCAAUGUUCUACCCAAGAACAAGAAUAUUCUUCUAGACCAAUUUCUUUUAGUUUGAAGACUAACCUAUUGUGUGGAACCGUAUCAGUUGCCUUGGCAAAAUCCAUGUAGAUCAAAUCCACUGCAACACCCUGAUCUAUACUUUUACUUAUUUCUUCGUAGAAUGUAAUUAGGUUAGUUUGACAUGACCUAUGUUUUAUAAAACCAUACUGAUUAUUGCUAAUAACAAAGUUCUUCCCAAUGAAUUCCUGAAUAUUAUCCCUUAAAAGCGCUUCAAAUAUUUUCCCAGUCACAUAAGUUAAGUUCACAAGUCUAUAAUUUCCAGGCAAGGAUUCUGAAUCCUUUUUAAAUAUAGGAACAACAUCUGCCUUCCUCCAAUCCUCCGGUACAACACCUGAAACAAAAGAAUCUUAGCUCCUUAAGUACUAGUGGGUGAAUACCGUUAGGCCCCGGAGCUUUAUUUAAAUUAAUUUUCUUUAACUGCUGUAGCACCUUGUCUCGAGUCAUCCAAUCACAGGUUAUCUGCAAGUUCUUUGCAGCAAUCAUUUGCAUAUCUCUUGCCAUAGGAUCCUCAUUAAUAUAUACUGAAGAAAGUUAUUUAAAAUUUCUGCUUUUUCCUGGUCUUCAUUAGGUAACAAACCCAUCUCUGUUUCCAAUGUACCUACACUCAUUAUUUUUAAUUUUCUUUUUUAGAAUUGAUGUACUUGAAAAAAAUUUAGGGUUAAUUUUGCAUUCUUUGGCUAUCAAUCUCUCAUUUUCUAGUUUAGCCAAUUUAAUUGCCUUUUUGCAAGCAUUAUUGGCUUCCUUAUAUAGGAUACCUCUGAUUUUUCCCAUUUUAAAUGCGUUAAAUGCCCUUUUCUUAUUUUUAAUCUAGUUUUACUUCUCUACUAAGCCACAUUGGUUUCAAUUUGUUUUUUAUAUUUAUUACCCAAUGGGACAUACUGAGAAAUUUACCUCUCUAAUAUUUGUUUGAAUAGUUUCCAUUUAUUCUCAGUGUUUUUAUCACUAAGGAGUUUAUUCAAGUCAGUAUGUUGCCCUAAUGUUAUUGAAAUUGUUUUUUUUUUUUAUUUAUACGUUUUAGUAUAACCCACGUGCUUUGUUUUUUUGAGUUUAUUUAAAAAAUACCAUAUUGUAAUCACUAUUUCCCAAAUGCUCCCCUACUUGAAUGUUGGUCAAAAGUUCAACAUUGUUUGUUUUAACGAGAUUCAGACAAGCAUCCUUUCUAGUUGGUGCUUGUACCAGUUGUGACAUAAAUGUGUCCCUUAAAACAUUCAAAAACCUGAUUCCCCUUGCUGAAGCACUAGUCACUCUAUCCCAAUAUAUGUCCGGGUAAUUAGAAUCUCCAGUAAUUAACAUAUUACCCCGAUUUGCAGCUUUCCCAAUUUGCUCUGACAGCUGUUCUUCCUCAUUAAUAUUUACAUUAGGUGGUUUAUAACCUAUCCCAAUCAAUAAUUGAUUUCUCUUUGAUUGCCCCAAGCAGAUUCCACAUUUUCCUAGUCACACUCCACAUGCCUGAGAUUUGACUUUAACUCAUGGUUGACAUACAAACGUACCCCACCACCCUUCUUGUUUUUCCUGUCCUAAAUAACGUGUACCCAUUUAAGUUAACUGCCCAGUCAUGUGUCUCAUCCCACCAUGUUUCUGUUAUGCCUAUUAUAUCAAUCAUAUUGUUUAGUGUAUACCAUUGCCUCUAGUUCCCCCAUUUUGUUAUAUAGGCUCCUUGCACAGCAGACCCUCUUCCGUUUAGUGGCAAGCAAUCACAACUAUACAGGUUGUAUCCAAGCGCAAAAUCUGCCCAGUGCUCUAAAAACCCCAAACCCACUUUCCUGCACCAAGACUUCAGCCAUGCAUUGACCUCUCUAAUCUCCUGCUGCCUUUCUGCUGUAGUGCGCGGCACAGGUAAUAUUUCUGAAAGUAUUACCUUGGAGGCCCUUUCUUUAGCUUACUUCCUAGUUCCCUGAACUCAUUCUUUAGGACCUUCCAUUUUCCUCUGACUUUGUCAUUGGUACAAAUAUGGACCAUAUGGCUGGGUCAUCCCAAUAAUCCCUCCACUCUGUUGGGAACAUGCCAUGCUACUAUAAAUCACAAAACAGCAAGAGUCCCUACCCCGAUUAAUGGAUCUAAGCCAACAGUAUGGAACAGUUUCCUGCUAUUUUUUUAACACCACUAAAACGUAGGCUAUGUGUGUAGGUAUUCCCACAACAGUUAGCGAGUCUCUCCAACAAACGUACUCUUUUGAAUGGCAGACGAUUAGUAUAAAAUAUCUCGGAAUUGUGUUCACAAAAAUCCUGUAUUUCACAAACUAUAUUAAAUUGUGGAACGACUGUAGGCACCUGCUCCAUAGGUGGACACCUCUGUUCCUCACAUGGGUGGAGAGAGUAGCUGCUUUUAAGAUGUCCAUUCUACCACGGUUGCAAUACCUCUUCUGUACAUUACCAAUUCCUCUCCCAAACGCUUCUUUCAAACAGAACUGAACAAAUUUAUUUUGGCUGGUGGGAGACCACAGUUGGCAACAAAACUACUGCAAGCUCCUACGUUGCAAGGAGGUCUCACUACAAUGUACACCAAUACUACCAUGCAUCACCCCCAGUGGGCUCAGUUAGAACAACACAGCAUACUACAUAGUCACGAGGUCCACAAUCUCAUCUGGCUCCCUAAACAUUUGCUCCUAGCCACUUCCACAUCUCACUCUCGAUUGCCUUGACACUCCAGGUUUGGGAGAAAAACAGAUGUCUGCUAAUGCCCCUCUGUCACUAGCGACCCCCAUAGCAGCACUACCGUACUGGGUCCCAACGUUCAAUGCAAAACCUUGGUUGGAAAGGAAAGUAACUCACCUAUACCACUUGUAUGAGUAACGGAGUUAUUGGAUUAUCAAACCUUAACAUUAAGGUAUAACCUCCUCCCGGGGGGCGUGGCCUGACUCUGCAUGUGAACGGUCGCAUCUCUGCGAAGCUCCCGUUCCUCUGUGCAUAUUAAAGCCGCCAUGCGACAGAUUGGUAGAAAGAUGGGCAACAAAAAGAAGCAACCAACCUCCCAAGACACCCCAGGUCCCGGUUCCAGCAAAAAAAACGGGGAUCUCGACCGAUUUAUUUAUUUUUUUUAAUUUAUUUAUUUUUUAUUUAUUUUUUUUAGAGACAAGGUGAGAGUGCUAGCGGAGCCUGACACAGAGGCGCCGCCAUCUUCGCCACGUGUCUCCCCGCCGGCGAGCCCAGCAAGCUCCGACUCUCUCUUUCCGUCUGGAAACGCAACACUCUAGGAGAUGCUGCAAAACCUACCUUCAAAAUAGGACAUGGCCUCCAUGCUGGCAAAGCUGGAAACCUCCAUGCAGGAAAGACUGUCCUCCAUCACCACAGAGGUAUGCCAGAUAGGGCUCCGGGUGGGAGACCUAGAAGGGGACAGAGACAACAUACAACUCAGACUGCACAAUAUAGAACAGAGGUAGGAUGCACACGAAUCCAAACUGGUACAGAUUAUACGCCACACAGAAGACCUCGACAACUGUGGCAGGAGAAAUAACCUCCGUGUCAGAGGGGUACCGGAGGCACAAGGGGAAUUAGAAAAUAUUAAGGAUAUUCUCCAGGCCCUAUUUAACAACAUACUGAAACGCGCCCCAGAUACCCCGAUAUUGAUGGACAGGGCGCACAGGGCUGCGAGACCCAGGGGAUUGCCACAAGAGACCCCCAGGGACAUAGUAUGCAGAAUCCACUACUAUACCCUAAAAGAGGACAUACUGAAGCAGGCAAGAAACUCACCGGCCUUAACCAUGUUUGCUACACAAAUCCAGAUACUACCAGACCUGGCAUGGCAAACUCUCCAGGGGAGGAGGGCCCUGAAGCCUAUUGUCCAAGCUUUACAUGCCAAAGAAAUUCGCUACCGCUGGGGUUACCCUUUCUCACUAACCGCCUCACACCAAGGAGUGCAGCACAGCAUCGCAACAAUACAAGAUGUGCCAGAUUUCAUAAAGGCAUUUGAUCUUCCACAAAUGGAGGUCCAGGACUGGUAUGACCCCUGGUCACAAGCAGCUAUACAAGCCCUACCACAGCGAUCCCGAUGGAGAGGUACAGCGGAGAGGAGAAGGACACCCGGGAAAAGGCUUCCCUUCACACCAGCUUCCAGACCAAGGGCAGCGGGACGAGACACUUGAAUUGGACACUCUACACCCUGACCUCACGAACUAUCUCUUACUCAGCCACUUAGACACCCACCAAAGGAGAGACUUAUCUCACCCCAGAGACUUUUUCAUUUCCCUGGAUGGAUGACCCAAGACCAGGAUAGGGACUUAAUACAAACUCGAGUGGAACAGCAUCGGAUGGCGCAUACACCUGAAGGCGCAAGUAUUAUAUCCUGCACCAGAUAUUGUAAUGUGGGAAAUGGGCACACAUAGUCCACCACACAUUAAUGCUGGGCGACCAAUAUGGGACUGAAUUUCCUAGGAAAGGGGGGGGUCGGGUUCAAAAGGGGAAGAACAGAGGGGUAAGGGGGGGACAAACUUUCUUCUAUUUCUGUUACUUCAAAAAAAAUAAAAAAAAUUAAUAGUAAUAAUAAUCAAAAUGAUUUAGAAGCAAAGUUCAGUUAAACUCUGGGAGAACCCUACCAGGACAACGCCUACACACUGAGGGAGAUUGUUAAGCUCGGUAAGGGUAAAGGGGAGGAAGCAUUUAUAUUUCUUAAUACCAUAGCAUAAGAGAAAUAAUGCUUCCUUAAUGUACAUAUUAUGCAAAUUGCUCAUUCAUGCUAAAUAAUAAAAAAAAUAAAAAAUAUAUAAUACCAACACCUACAUGGAAGAGCAGCUGUACUCAGAAGAAAUACUUGACAAGGAUAAUCAACAUUAGACCCAAAUGCAUUACUUACGGCGCCUGGCGGCGCUAAAACAUAAGUGUAAUUAUGAACGGUUGCAGAGAACCGUAACACAAACUAACAUACCAACGGGAAAAACACGACUGGAAGCCACAAUCCAUUCUUUGAUUACACGAAACAACAUACUUAACACCCCAGGUUACCGAAUAAGGUUACGAGCGGUGCACUAACAUCUUUUACACUAUCAGAUACAUAUUCCCGACUCAGCUACUAAGGCUGACGGCGACAAACUAAGCACCGACUCCUGUAUAGUUAGUAAAGAUACUAACUGUAAUACGUGAUUUCGAGACCUAGAAGUCACAUUUUUCUAAGUCCACUGUUAAAAAGUUAUGCUAAUUUUCAGUUUAGAUAUUUUGUUGUUUCUUUACUUUAAAUCGCAUACACCACCAGGCACCUGCGCCUCACUGUAACUCGACGCUACCAUGGACACAAGAGAUACCACCAUGGCCUCUUCCAGGAAACAUUCACCUACCAUAGAUGCUAUAAAAAUACUCUCAUACAAUGUCCGGGGACUUAACUCUCCCGAAAAGAGAAAUAUGGCACUUAGGGACUUCCAUAGACUACAAGCUGAUGUAGUAUUCGUGCAAGAAAAGCACUUUAAGGGACCUACGGCACCUAAACUAUCCAAUAGGCAGUACCCCCACGCAUAUUACAACAAUUUCACACAUAGCAAAUCUCGCGGGGUUGCAAUUCUGAUAGGGGCCAAGAUACCAUUUGUAUACCACCAACACUUUGUGGAUGAAUCAGGCUGAUACGUUAUUCUUCAGUGAUUGAUUAGCAAUUUCCCUGUGACCCUGGUCAAUAUCUAUCUUCCUAACACACGACAAUGUCACACCUUCCGUAGAAUAUUGAACAAGGUUCAACAACUCACCCCAGGGACCUUAAUUAUAGGGGGCGACUUUAACCUAUCUAUAGAUGCCCAAAAGGACAGCACAGCACGACACCCUAACCAUCUACAAACGACUACUACACAGCCAUCAAUUGGUAGACUGUUGGAGAGCACUCCAUCCCACCACAAAAGAUUACACAUUUUACUCCAAACCGGCCUCGACCUACACAAGAAUAGACUUUUUCGUCACCACGCAUAGAGAUCUAUCACUAGUAACCUCGGCAGCAAUCGGCAAUAUCACUUGAUCCGGUCAUGCCCCGUUCAUAUACAACUUAAAAUUCCCUCCCUGGCUCAGGGUAAAGGCCAGUGAAAACUAAACACCACCAUUUUACAUGACGAGACAGCAAAACAGGCUAUUGCCAAAACCAUCUCCCAAUAUUUUCAAGACAAUAACACACAAGACACAACUCCCUUCCUCCAGUGGGAAGCACAUAAAUGUGUAGUAAGGGGGGAAUUAAUAAAAUGGGGUUCCUUUCUUAAAAAAAUGCAAAUUAAGAGACAGAGUUAUUGACGGACAUAAACUUAGAAGAGGCGCAUAAGAAAACCAUGUCUGAAUCUGAUCAUCGAAAACUUCUAUCCCUUAGGUCUGAACUAACCCUUUUGCUACAAUCAAAGGCUAAAAAAUCUCUGGUAUGGACUAAACAGUUAUUUUAUGCCCAAGGGAAUAGGUGUGGAAAAUUCCUAGCCAACGCACUAAAGCAUAGGCAGGAGAGAACGUACAUUCCCCAGAUUAAAACAGCAAAUAACAUCGUACAAUCAAACGGAGAGAUAGCAAAAACAUUUAGGGAGUUCUACCACUCAUUUUACAAUAUAACGAAGACCUCACAGGACAAGGACAUGAUCAAGGCAUACCUAAGUGAUAAAUUCGACAAAAUACUACCCCAAACACUGACCAGGUCCCUAGAUGAGCCCUUCACUCUCAACGAGCUCAUAUGCGCGGUCAAAACCACCCCUUCGGGCAAAAGUCCAGGCCCAGAUGGCUACUCGGCUACGUACUAUAAAACGUAUCUGAAGGAGCUAGGCCAACACCUACUAGAUGCAAUUAAUUCCAUAGGCCCUGACAAACCCAUCCCCAAACCAAGCCUGGAAGCCAAUAUCACUCUUAUCCACAAGGCCGGGAAGAACCCGGAUAUAUGCGGCAAUUACAGACCAAUCUCGUUAAUUAACGCAGAUAUAAAAAUCUUUACAAAGAUGCUGGCACUACAAUUAAAACCUAUGCUCCCAACCUUAAUCCACCCUGACCAGGCGGGAUUUGUCCACUCCAGGGAAGCCAAAGAUAACACCACAUAGAUCAUUGCCCUGAUUCAUGGAGCUCAUGGUAAUAAAGCUCCCUCCAUUAUGUUAGCUCUUGACGCGGAAAAAGCGUUCGACAGGGUGGACUGGAGUUUCCUCCUGUCGACGCUGGAAACGCUAGGCUUUGGGAAAAGGUGGAUGCAGUGGAUCCAAGCAAUCUACUCACCCAUAGGCAAGGCUAAAAAAUCAAUGGAAUACUGUCCGAUCCAUUCCAAAUAACAAACGGCACGAGACAGGGGUGCCCCCUGUCUCCGUUGCUAUUUAUUCUGGGAUUGGAACCUCUGCUAAAUGCGGUAAGGAACAGGCCGGGUGUAGAGGGAAUAAAGGUGGGUGAACACCAGUACAAAGUAUCUGCAUUUGCAGACGAUUUAUUAUUUACACUCACUAACCCCACCAAGUCCCUCCCCACACUGUUAGACCUCUUGGAUGAAUACAGUGCCUUAUCCAACUUCAAAAUAAAUGUCAACAAAUGUGAAAAACUGAACCUUACAUUACCAGAUAAGGACAAAGCACGACUACAAACACGAUAUUCAUUUCAAUGGGCAACAAAGUCCAUCAAAUAUUUAGGAGUCAAUAUAACUUCCCACAAUAAGCUAUUAUAUGGAGCUAAUUUCCCACAAAUCUUAGGAGCUAUUAGUGCGUGUGACGAAAUGCCUUUUGUCCCUGGAUUGUUAGGUGACAAGCUGCCCUUUGCCCCCGGCUUUUGGAGGAGCCUGAUUGCCAGCCUCCUUCCUCAUGACUAUGGCCCUGGGGUGUAUUACCAUUUAAAAAAGACUAUUUGGGGCUUAUUGGCUUCUAAAGACAGUUUCUUCCCAUUGGAAUCCAUGGGAAGGUGUGUUUCUUCCCCUCCCCCGUUUCCUGUCUAUUGUUCACCUAGAUUGGGCGCUCAGAUCCGAGCUAUCUGGGGAUAGGUUAAAUGUGGGGGUUCUGUGUAAUAAAAUAAGAAUUAUGUAUUUUUAUGUACUUUUACGUAUUUUUGUUGUUAGUGUUAAAUGUAGAUAUUUUCUGUACCUGGAGAUAAUUGAGUUUACUGCAGUGCCUUAAGCCAAUUAUCUCCAGGAUGGAGAGGAGGGAUUUCAUUGUGUAUGUGAGAGUGUUAUCAUGUUAAUUAGUGUUCCCAUUGGUUUGUGUCCCUUUUGUCACAGUUUACCACCAGGUCCAGGGGUGUGCCUCUGACCUGAAAACUUGUAUAUAAGCAGUAAUAAACGCUCAUUGGAGUCAGAUCAUCUUGUACCUUCAUGAAGUUUCGGCUCAUGUUUGGGGGAUUGGAGAAACUACACUCUGGGGAUUGCUAUAAUCACUAUACUCCCCAGGGUAUAAUCACUAAGCUCUGCUAAGAGCUUGUUCCUGUUCCUGCUCUCUGGAAUUCGGAGAGAGGUCGACCUGCUGGAAGCUGGACCCUGGUCCUGGGUCCAGAGUGGGUGGAGACGGCGAGACCCCAACCAAGCUGCGGCGGUUCGUGGGGUCUGCAGUGGUUAUGGUGUCAGGCAGAGUGCUUGGAGUCCUCGAAAAGCACUAGGAGCAUCCGUCGGCGGAAGGUACCCGGUCGGGGUGCCAGCGGUUCCGUUACAGUGCGUAUCUGGAAACCUGGAAUAAACCACACUUCAGAUGGUUUGGGAGGGUAAAUAUCCUAAAAAUGAAUAUACUCCCCAGACUGCUAUACCUACUGAACACUCUCCCCAUCGCCAUCCCAAGAACCUUUUUUAAGAAGAUUCAGUCAUUAUUUACACAAUUUAUAUGGGCCAAAAGACGCCCAAGAAUAAGAUACAAUAUACUCACUAGACCUAAGGAGAUGGGGGGGUGGGCCUGCCGGACAUCUGGCUGUACUACCAGGCAAUACACGUAGGCCGUAUUAUAGACUGGUCCUACCAAAACACUUUCAAAGGGUGGGUCACAAUAGAGCAAGCUCAGAUAGGUGAAUCAUUGAAGACAAUACCAUGGCUUCUGACCUCAGUUAAUGACUGGACGACACCACCACACCUGACGGUAACACACCAACUCUACAAAUAUGGAAAAAAGUACACAAUUUCCCAGACAUAGCCCCAGCACCGUCUCCAAAAUACCCUAUAACAAACAAACCCCUUUUUAUAGCAGGGAAAAGGGGUUUCCAACUGACAUCACAGGGAGGUGAACAAAAGAAGGCAAAUAUUACACUGGACGAGGUGGUGACAGAGGGGGGAUUGACCUCAAUCACACUACUGACAGAAGGGAAAGACUCACUUAUGCAGAGAUUUCAGUAUGAACAAAUGCUGUCAAUCUAGUGAUAGACACGUCCGUACCCUUCAACCCAGAGGCACUCCUCUUAUACCAUUUCAAAAUACCACACCGUAAAUUCAAACACUCCCUCGUCUACUUUAUGCUGACAGCGGCAAAAAGCUCAAUAGUGUAUCACUGGAAAUCGGCGAUUCCGCCCUCUAAAAAAGAUUGGUAUCAAAGAAUAGAACAUUUCCAUGAGAUGGAGGAACUCAGAUGGGGAUCUCUAGACAAAUAUCACAGAUACAAAGACAUAUGGCAACCCUGGAAAGAAUUAUUGAGAGGUAGACAGGCUGAAGACUAAAAACCACCACAUCCGACCAAAGGGGGGGAAGCAAUCCAGAAAGAGGACAGGGAAUAAGGCUUGGGGAGUGGGGAACAUGGGAUGUCUUCCCCUCCUUUUCCCAACAAUUAAACUACCUAGAUAUAAUAGGCUUAAGACACGGUGAUACCCAGAACAAACACAACAUAAUUCUUUGAUACGAAAUAAAUCACACACACACACACACAGGAAUUAAAGGACAAUGUUGAAUGUUUAUCAUGACUGAUAUGAAAGCAAUGUGUAAUCUAGGCCAAACACAACUGUUACUGAGAAUGUAAUACCUGUAUACAGGGGUGCGAUGUUGCUAUAUCUUUCUUUUUCUUUCUUCUUAACACUAUGUUUUAUGUUAUUCCAAUGUUAUAAUACAAUGUCAUACUCUGUUCUUGAAAUAUGGAGAAAUCCAUACAAAAAAAAAUCCAUACAAAAAAAAAAUCCAACAAAAAUAAAAUAUAUAUAUAUAUAAAAAAAAAAAAAAAGUAUAACCUCCUCCGAUCCUCACAUUAUUUCUACUUACAACUAAAAUCUUUCCUAACUAGACAUCUUAGGAUGGGCACCACCCACUCUCAACUGCUACAAUUACAAAAUGGGAACAAUUGUGUGUAAAUUAAAAGAUGCAUCCUUUAUGUAAACCGAUCUGCAUGUGCUACAAACGUGUCUCAGACCACAUCACAUUCCCAGAAUCUAAUCCUGCAAAGCAAUGGCACACUGAUCUACAAUACACACUCUCCCAGAAGCAAUGGGAAAACAUUUCUAAAUUGAAUCACAAACUGAUAAAAUCAGCUGCUCUUAAUAAACCAAAUUUUAAGACCGUGUUCCGUUGGUAAUUGGCACCCAGCAGGCUGCAUAAGAUAUUGCCCCAAACAGCCGCCACAUGUUGGCGCUGUGAAACUGAGGAAGGCUCUUGCCUACAUGCAGACCUCACAAACUUUUGGAAGAAGAUUAAUCACCUUAUUUCUAAAAAAAAUGUGGAGCUCCCUAUAUCCUUCUCACCAAAGACCUAUCUCCUCCUUGAUUUACCCAAUUCCGUGCCAUGCAAAGUAGUAAAACUAAUUAUGAACAUUGCGCUCACAGCCCAACGCUAUAUUGCCAGGGAAUGGAAAUCCUAAACACCUUUCCUUGUGAACCUCUCAGUAGAACUUGACAAACCAGGCUCUUAUGAGCGUCAAUUCCCAAAUCUUUUCCCCCCAAAAAACUCAUAUAAAAUAUGUUGUCGACAUGGGACACAUGAAGAUCAGGUUCCAAGAGCUGAAGAUCUGUAAUAUCAAUAAAUGUGAUGUGUCUGCUAUGUGACAAGUUACCCUGGAAAUUGGUGACUCACGCCACUGGGCAAUCGCCAGAUAUUCUAUGGGAACUUACGCAGGGUUAGGCAUCUGAAUACAUACUCCUAUGCCACCUAGAGUACUAUUAUACACUGUUACCCGAGACGUUCUCAUGGAUCCCUCGAUAAAACUAUACAACUCAAAAAGAAUGUAGGAGAAAUCACUUAGCCACAGCACCCUUAGCAAACGCCUGGUUUUCCUACCCACACCCCUUAUCAUGUAACUGUAUGUAUGCUGUCAACAUGCAAUAUGUACCUGCUCACAUAUACCCGAUCUAUAUGCUCGAGUUAUGUACCCAGUGGUAUUGCAUACAUGUGCUAAUUCGCACCUUUUACACUUCCUCCCUCCCCCUCCUUUUUUCCCUUUCUUUGCCCCCACCCCACCCCACCCUGAGCUGUGGGUGGGGGCCCUAAAAGAUAAUGGGGGCGGGACCUAUUGUCCUCCCCCCCCACCCCUGAGCGGUGGGUGCGGGCCCUAAAUGAAAAUUCCCCCCACCCCCCAAUCAAGGUGACUAGGCCUUAGUCACCCCCCCCACCCAAAUAAAAAGUUACCCCCUACAUACCUCCCUUACCCUAAAAAUAGUGAGGGGGGGAAUAAAAUAAUUAACCUGUAAAGAAAUACCAUUUGACGUCUUCUUUUUUUCUUAAAUCUUCAUUUUUCAGCCCCCAAAAAGGCCAAAUAAAAAAACAUCCUACUCGAACGUAAAAUAAAAAGCCCGAGCGCAAAAAAAAAACCUGAUGAAAAAGAAAAAAAAGACUGUAAAUUUUUUAUCAAUCUUCAGGCGGGCACGGCGUAGCCUGAGCUCCGCAGGGCGGGGUAAGGCUUAUAAAGCCUUGCCCCACCCUGAAAUUAGGCUGUAGACACUCUGAUUGGUUGGUCUAAGCCAAUCAGAGUGCUCUUUGUCAUUUUACACAGCGUGGGAAAAUUCCAAAGAACUUUCCCACGUCUUUCUGACGAAUGAAUAGAUGAAAUUCCCAUCCGCAUGCCCAACUGGGCAUGUGCGGGAAUUUCACAGCGCUAUCUAGUGUGGGUAGAUGACGUGUCCCACAGUGACUACCUCUACCCACAUAAAGAUGGCGGCGCAAAUCGGGGCAGAAAAUAAAGUUUCAAAAUAGGUAAAAUGGAGGGCUUAGGGGCAUUUGGGGGUGAUUAGAGGGUCAGUUAGAUUUAAAAAAAAAAAAAGGCAUUCGGCCAUGACAGUGACGCUUUAAGUAACCACCUGAGACAUCUAUAGCUAGCCUGGUAAGUCCACUGCAGUUAAGAAAAUGUUCUAAUUUUAAGUGUUUUCUUUCCAGUAGAUGGUUCCAUAAACAGAAAUGAAAUCAGUGGAUUGUACACUUCAGUUUCUUCUCCGGAUUAUGUAACCGAAGAUAACGAAAUCACAUGUAAUCAAAAAAUAAACUGCGUGGCAAUCAGUACACCAGGCAGUAAAUCUUUGAGUCAUGAAACUACAGAAUCCGAGGAAGUAAAUCUCAGAGACAUGAAUACGCCCAUAGAACAUAAACAGACUGAAGAUCCAUCUACUCAUAUUAAGGAGGAACCAGACUCGUGUGAGGAAGGAAAUCUCCCAGACACAGACAUUUAUACACCUGCAGAAGAUGCACAGAUAAAAUAUCCAUCGACUUAUAUCAAGGAGGAAUCUGUCUCAUUGGAAGAAACAAAUGUUGCCGAAGCUGCCAUUUAUACAAUCAAUAGAGAUAUACAAAUGGACUAUACAUCAAAGUGUGAAUCAGCAGCAAAAGAAAAUCAAAUUCUCAUAAGCAAUAAUAUUUAUACAGGCACAGAACAUACAGAGGCAGAAUAUCUACCUAACCUUAUUAAGGAAGAAUCUGCAUCACCUGAAGCCAGCACUCUAACCAGCUCCGAGGUUUAUACACCCACAGGAGAUAAACAGAUGGACUAUACAUCAAAUAAUGAAUCCGCAUCACACAAACAAGGAAAUCUCAGGGAAUCUGACAUUUAUACACCCAAAGAAUAUACACAGACAGAGUAUCUAUCUACUCAUGUUAAGGAAGAAUCAGCUUCAUAUCAAGAUGGAAAUCUCACCAUCUUAGACCUUCUUACCCCCACUCAUCAUACUGAAGCACAAAACAAAGGAAAUGGUAACUGUGUUGAUGGUGCUAAGGUUUCAUUUACCAAUUCAGAGCUUGUUAAACAUAAGCGUGUCAAUAAAGGAAAUACUUUGACCAGCACAGAUUACAUUGAACAUGAGUGUUUUAAGCAGAAACCACAUUUUAUCACUCGUAAGAGAGCUCCAAAAGAAGAGAAUAUAAUUUCUUGUUCUGAAUGUGGGAAAUGUUUUGCUAAAAUGUCAUAUCUUAGGGUACAUAUGAGGAUUCACACAGGAGAAAAAACAUUUUCAUGUUCUGAAUGUGGGAAAUAUUUCACUGAUAUUUCAACUCUUAAGACUCAUCAAAUGAGUCACACAGGAGAGAAACCAUUUUCUUGUUCUGCGUGUGGGAAAUGUUUUGCUCACAAGUCAAAUCUUAAGGCACAUCAGAGGAUUCACACAGGAGAGAAACCAUUUUCAUGUUCUGAAUGCAAGAAAUGUUUUACUCAUAUGUCAACUCUUAAGAAACAUCAGAGGAUUCACACUGGAGAGAAACCAUUUUCUUGUUCUGAAUGCAAGAAAUGUUUUACUCAAUUGUCAACUUUUCAGAAACAUCACAGGAUUCACACAAGAGAGAAACCAUUUUUCUGUUUUGAAUGUGGGGAACACUUUCCUGAAAUGUCAAAUCUUAAGAAGCAUAUGAAGAUUCAUUCAGCUGAGAAACCAUUUUCUUGUGCUGAAUGUGGGAAAUGUUUCAGACAGAGUUCAAAUCUUCACUCACAUAAGGUGAUUCAUACAAGAAUGCAUCCUCUUGUUUAGAACAGAAAAAUCUUUUUUGUAAACUUAAGACUUCUUAUAUGUCAGAGGAUUUAUACAGAUUGUAGUAAACGUAUGGAAUUAAUAAUUAAAAGAAUAAUUCCACACUCCUUGCUUUCGGCCAUUCAAUAAUAUUUAUUAAGAAAGGCGUAUCAAACAAAUAAAC
This is a messenger RNA of Pelobates cultripes (western spadefoot toad), 19192 nucleotides long. Lineage: Eukaryota; Metazoa; Chordata; Amphibia; Anura; Pelobatidae. The record is from the annotation of a GenBank genome assembly.